Messenger RNA from Polistes dominula (European paper wasp), 1529 nucleotides. Its product is annotated as D-beta-hydroxybutyrate dehydrogenase, mitochondrial. Gene Ontology annotation, cellular component: intracellular membrane-bounded organelle. NCBI's taxonomy places the organism in Eukaryota, Metazoa, Arthropoda, Insecta, Hymenoptera, Vespidae. Gene Ontology annotation, biological process: steroid metabolic process. Gene Ontology annotation, molecular function: oxidoreductase activity. The record is from RefSeq and is a predicted model, not a curated record.
CUGGGCGUAGUCAAGCCACGUGACUAGUGGAGGCUCGAGUGGCAGCGAGUGCGAAGAUGCCGCGGAAUGUUUUUCCGGGCCGGGUUAGCUCAACUCGACUCGAGGCAAACACGCAAACCUCCAAGAGGUCUGUCUACUCCGUUCGCGCCGUUCCUCCUCGUGGUCAUUCCAAUCGGGAAUUCUCUAAAGCCGGUUGUGCAGCAGGUAAACGCGCGCACGCGGCCCGCUGCGGCUCGCCGCUCACAUUGUAAAUCAUAACUAUUCUUUUAAAAUAACUGAGUUUCUUCUGCGUCUCACAUUUUUUUAAACACUAUUUAUAUUAUUCAACGUCUUUUUUUUUUCUUCUUCUUUUUGUAUUUAUUUUUUAUUAUUUGGUCUUCGAUCAGCUUCUUCUACAAACAGAUUGAAAAAUGGACGUAGAGACGGGGGCUAUUUUAGCCCUACAGAUUUUAGCCCUUUGCUCAAUAGCUGCCGCCCUACUCGCAUAUCUGAUGCGACAAUCGCGAAAUGCUACAGACGAAUACGAGUUGCGAAACAAAUGUCACGUACUCGUAACCAACUGCGAUACGUGCGUGGGUCUACAGAUUGCCCUUGCACUUUCUGAAGCUGGUUACAAGGUAUUUGCUGGUCUACCAAAUCCAUCGGAAAAUUCACCGUCGAUGAAAAUUUUAAAAGCCGUUGAACAGGAACGAGAAAAAGAAAUGGACAACGGUGACUCGAAUCACGAUAAGGUUCAAGUUCGUGUUCGAGGACAAAUCGUGCCAUUGGAGUUGGAUCCAACUAGGGAAGAUAGUCUACGUGCUUCUUUGGAUGCAGUUAGAGCUAAACUUCCAGCUGGAGAAGAUGGUCUGUGGGCAGUGAUACACACCGGUGGCUUGGCGUUACCAGGUUCUAUAGAAAAGCAAACCAGUUCAGCGUGGGAAUCGAUGCUGCGACACAAUCUGGUCGCACCUCUUCGAACGGCAAGGGUGUUUAUCCCUCUUCUGCGCGUUAAAAGAGGUCGUAUCGUUCUCUUGGGUGACUCCGAGACAAGCUAUGCUAGCAAAGCCGGAACAGGCCUUGUGGCAUUCACUGCUUCACGUAAAGCCGUGGAAGGGGCUGCUGCUGCAUUAAAGAGCGAAUUACAUUCUUCGGGUGUUGACGUCGUUCUUCUCAAACCACCACCCAUCAAUCCCCUUGUACUUUAUGCAUCGCCUCUUCUCAAGACGCUCGAUGUUGAAUCAGGUGUUACGUCUUCCGAGGGAACAUGGGUCGCACCUUUAUCGAAUUAUUCGGUUCAAAACUCUUUAAUUCCUGCAUUAACGACACCCUGUCCAUUAAGUUCUUAUGAUAUGAGUUUAAAAACCAAAUUGUUCUGGCGACAAAAAUGAUAAUAUAAGAAGAAUGAGUGUUUUUUUAGUUUAUAAGGUAUUUUCUAUUUCUUUCUCAAACGGAAGAGAAAUAAUAGUCACUGUAAAUUUGUAGUAUUAAUAUUAAUAAUAAUCUGUACAGUUUUGUAAACAAUUUAAAAUAAAAAUAUGUAGAAUUUU